Molecule: messenger RNA, 1653 nt
Organism: Exophiala dermatitidis NIH/UT8656
Lineage: Eukaryota; Fungi; Ascomycota; Eurotiomycetes; Chaetothyriales; Herpotrichiellaceae
Product: actin interacting protein 2
Exons: 1
Coding region: 1-1653 (550 amino acids)
Cellular component (GO): mitochondrion
Molecular function (GO): catalytic activity; FAD binding
Source: RefSeq, a predicted model, not a curated record
AUGUCUGUCCCUACGUCAAAAGGCUUGGUUCGCUUGCUGCGUCAGGCCAAAAAACCCUCAGUUCCCAGGGCGCAGCGGCGAUGCUCUCCUCGUCUCGUCGCCCAGACACCAGUCCGCUGUUUCUACAACACGCCUCGACGGCAAGAGGACACCAGUGAACCGCAUCAUGAUGUCAAGCACACCACCGACAUGUAUCCCUCGCUCAAACGCGACUCGAGGUAUGCCGAGAUCACGCCUGAACAUGUCCAGUUCUUCAAGUCCACCCUGGGCGACGAGGCAGCCGUCAUCGACGGUGUGACGAAGGAUGCGUCCGAUGACCUUGAACCAUAUAAUCGAGAUUGGAUGAAGAAAUAUCGCGGCCACACAAAGCUCGUUCUCAGGCCUAAGAGCACGGAAGAAGUGAGCAAGGUGCUGAAAUACUGUAACGAGAAUAAGCUUGCAGUCGUGCCACAAGGAGGGAACUCUGGACUGGUCGGAGGCAGCGUGCCUGUCUUUGAUGAGAUUGUCAUCUCGCUAUCCCGUAUGAACAAAAUAAGAAGCUUUGAUGACGUUAGUGGGAUUCUCGUGGUCGAUGGAGGUGUUAUCUUGGAAGUGGCCGACAAUUUCCUCGCCGAACACAACCAUCUUUUCCCUCUCGAUCUGGGAGCGAAAGGCUCAUGCCAGAUUGGUGGAAAUGUAGCCACCAAUGCAGGCGGUUUGCGAUUGCUACGAUAUGGCUCUCUGCACGGAAACGUUCUGGGACUCGAAGCUGUACUACCCGAUGGCACAAUUGUCGAUGAUCUCGGCACGUUGAGAAAGAAUAACACCGGCUAUGACAUGAAGCAGUUGUUUAUCGGGGCAGAAGGGACCCUUGGCAUCAUUACUGGUGUCUCGGUUAUCUGCCCACAGCGAUCGAAGGCGGUCAAUGUUGCCUACUUCGGUCUUUCAUCUUUCGAAAAUGUGCAAAAAGCAUUCAAAGAAGCCAAGAUCCAGCUGGGCGAGAUCUUGUCGGCUUUUGAGCUCAUGGACUCGCAGAGUCAGGGUUUCGUACACAGGGUCACCGGCAACAAGAAGCCCCUAGAAGGUGACCAUCCAUUUUAUUGUCUGAUCGAGACUAGUGGGUCAAACACGGAGCAUGACAAUGAGAAACUGGAGAAGUUCCUCGAACAUGUCAUGGGUGAAGAAAUUGUCUCUGAUGGUGUACUGGCCCAAGACGAGACUCAAGUCAGAUCUCUGUGGGCCUGGCGCGAGGGCAUUACCGAAGCCAUCGGCCAUUUUGGCGGCACCUACAAAUACGACCUGUCUAUCCCAAUCCAGGACCUCUACAAACUGGUUGAGGAAACUCGGGAGAGGCUGACUGCAAAAGGUCUGAUCGGCGAUGAUGAGUCUCACCCCGCCCUGGGAGUGGUAGGAUACGGGCACAUGGGUGAUGCCAAUCUGCAUCUUAAUGUGCCAGUCCGAAGGUAUACCAAAGAGGUCGAAGAAGCCAUAGAACCGUGGGUAUACGAGUGGAUCCAGAAGAGGAAUGGGAGUAUCAGUGCAGAACACGGUCUGGGCAUUGCGAAGAAGAAAUACAUUGGGUACAGUCGAAGUGAGACCAUGAUCAAGCUGAUGAAACAGAUCAAAAACCUAUACGACCCCAACGGCAUCAUGAACCCGUACAAAUAUAUAUAG